CUACAUCGUCGUGGGCAUAGAGGUCGUGGGCGUUUUUUUGCCUCUGGUUUUGCCGUUCUGCUCAUCUUUCCUUUUAAGUCUAGGUUUCUUUAAUCGGAUUGUUAUAAAUUAAAUUAUUUUCCACACUUUAUUUUUUUCGUCAUCUGAAUCGGCUUCGAAGUUCGAAUAAUUCGGAUACGAAAACGGAUUCAAAACUCGCAGCAAUGAGUCAAGCCGCAUCGGCCUCGACGUCAUCACCAUCUUCCACGUCAGUUUGCUGCCGUGCGUUGCGUCUGGUGCAAAAGUACAGUAAACAUGGAUUUGUUCCUCCCAUUAAUCGCCCUUCUAACGUUAUCCCUGAGUGCGGUGGAGAGCAUACGAUUCACAGUCAAGCCCAACAGCAAGCGAUGUCUAAAAGAAGAGGUGAUGAAAGGAGUCCUCGUCUCUGGAGAGUACGAUCUCUCUGAUACACCCGGUCACAAAACUGACAUCACUGUGAAAGACACGAGCGGACACAUCCUGUACACCAAGGAGGGCAUCACCAAGGGCAAGUUUGCCUUUACGACGGAUGCGUACGACGUGUUUGAGGUGUGCUUCAUCACCAAGCUGCCCAGCGAGAUGAAGGGCAUGGAUCGGGAGGUCAUGCUCCUGCUCAAGCACGGCGUCGAAGCCAAGAACUACGACGGCCUUGCCGAGGUUGGCAAGCUCAAGCCUCUCGAGAUGAAGCUGCAGCAGCUGGAAGACCUGAGUGAGGCGGUGGUGAAAGACUUUGCCUACAUGCGGCAACGGGAAGAGGAGAUGCGGGACACGAACGAGUCGACCAACUCGCGGGUGCUCUACUUUUCCAUCUUCUCCAUGUGCUGCCUCCUGGGGCUGGCCACCUGGCAGGUGCUCUACCUCCGGCGCUUCUUCAAGGCCAAGAAGCUCAUCGAGUAACUCCCCAGCCGCUCUAGUUUUUCCCCUGCCGCUUCCCUCACACUGCCUUGCCUUUUUCUCCCCAACCCUUGCUUGUUUUUUCUCUCGGGCCAAAAAAAUGUUUCAGCUUCCCUGAUUCUUCCCUCCAAGACCCUUUCCACCCCCGUUUAACCUCAAGACCACUUCCCAGACAUUAUUUGCACUUCCUUUGUUUUUCCCAGGCAGUUUUUCCCUUAUCAAGAUUUUCUCUCAUCUCAAGUUUCCCCGAAUCCCUAUUACACGGAAGCCGUUUGUUUUUCGCUUUUUGUUAAAUUUUCCUUUCCCUCACUAUUUUUUUCUUUUACCAGCAUAGAUUCUUCUAUGCUUUCCCCAUUUUGUCUGUUGGAAGAUCCCUAAAUGUUUUGGUCUUUUUAUUUUAGUGCUUGGAGCUUCCCUUUCUUGCUUCUGUAAUUCCCCUAAAAUAAGGAGACUGGUUUUGACAGUGCUAUCACUUUCUUUCUAUUGCUUUCGUUUUGGGGGACUCUUUUUCCCCUUAUGACGUGACCCACGAUGCUCUCCUAUUGGCUGCCUGGACACAUGCACAAAAACUUGUCUAAAAAAAGUAUUCUGGUCGUGUUUUGGAUAAUUCUAGGAACGGGUGCUGCUUUUUUAGCAUUGUGGGGAAAGUUGCAGUCGUUGCCACAGAUGACUUUGCCAUCGAUCAGCAUUUCUGAGAACUGUCCAUUUUGAAAUGCAGAUCUAGUUUACACAUAUACGGAGGAGCUACAGACUUAUGUCCAAGUAAGUUGAAUUCUGAAAGGGGCCCUUUUUUUGUAAUUUCACCGGGUUUAUUGGGAGGCUGGAGUCGCAAUAACUGAAGCUUGUCACCGCAAGCUCAUGUCAAAUCAAGAGUUUGCAACGGUAGAUCACACGAUCGCUGGACGGAGUAGGGCAUAGUACCUUUCUCGGAGCCUACAAAUACAUGGCAGUUGUUUUUAUUGCGCAUGGAUCAAUGGCGUCGUUCUUUUAACGAAAAAUCUGUCUAGUGCAAGUGUCAACAUACGUCUGUGCACCGCACAUUUAUCUAUCUUGGAAAUGGUGGCUUUUCUAGUUCUCGAUUGUCGUUGCGAACUCCGCCUGGAAUCUGCGCCUGUUCAGAAUCGUCUAUCUGAGAAGCGUCGCAAAUUGUACAGAAGGUUGUGUGUUUUUGAUUGUCUCAAUAUUUUCGAGUAAUAAAAAAAAGUUUUCUCCAGA
Messenger RNA from Ixodes scapularis (black-legged tick), 2127 nucleotides. RefSeq names its product transmembrane emp24 domain-containing protein bai (gene bai). Gene Ontology annotation, biological process: endoplasmic reticulum to Golgi vesicle-mediated transport; Golgi organization; intracellular protein transport. Lineage: Eukaryota; Metazoa; Arthropoda; Arachnida; Ixodida; Ixodidae. The transcript is spliced from 3 exons. Bases 295 to 915 code for a protein of 206 amino acids. The record is from RefSeq and is a predicted model, not a curated record. Gene Ontology annotation, cellular component: Golgi apparatus; endoplasmic reticulum-Golgi intermediate compartment; endoplasmic reticulum.